Haliotis rufescens (red abalone) is the source of this 3287-nucleotide messenger RNA. Its product is annotated as probable alpha-ketoglutarate-dependent hypophosphite dioxygenase. The record is from RefSeq and is a predicted model, not a curated record. The transcript has 12 exons. NCBI's taxonomy places the organism in Eukaryota, Metazoa, Mollusca, Gastropoda, Lepetellida, Haliotidae. Bases 1 to 1068 code for a protein of 355 amino acids.
AUGGAAAGGAACGAGGAAGCCAUGGGCAUGGUUAGUGACUCCACGAAGGAAGGCAUUUUACUCCCAGUUGUGACACAAGUACCCCUCACCAUUGGCGGCAAGCUCCGCGAACUGGCUAUCGCUGUGAGGAGCUUGGAGCUUCGGGAACGAGUUAUCGCUGCGGGGAGCUUGCUUUCUCCCCACCCACCAUCAACAAUAGCACUGCAAGAGAUGGAUGACAACGUAAUUUCAGAAUUACCAUGUGUGCCUUGGACAGAUGUCAUCAGUGUUGAUGAAUGGCUGAAGACACAACCAUGGGAAACAUUUAAGGAAAAAUUCAACAAUGAUGGAUACUUGAUAAUUGAGAGUAUUCUUGAUAAACAGGAAGUGGCUGUUUAUCGAGACCUGGUGGAGAAGAUGCUGUCAGGGGAGAUAAACACGUCAACUCACCGACAUGAUCUCGGAAACCAUGCGGACAGGAAGAGAAGUGACAAGGAGAAUAUCUGCCAGAUUAUGUGGCCUAGUCUCUUUGUGGACCGCUUGAAUGAGGGUCCACUCCAUGCACGAACAAUGGCCGUGGCUAAAAUCAUCAUUGGAGACGAUUCUGGGUUUGACUUUGACAUGGUCCUGUCUAAGGCUCCUCACACCGGAACAGAGACACCAUGGCACCAGGACGAGUCCUACUGGCCAGCCCUCGAUGACAAGCGCUCUGUCAGCUUCUGGACGGCAAUGGAUGACGUGUUCCGAGAUUCUGGAUGUAUGUGGUUCUCGCCUGGCUCUCACAAGAAAGGUCUUCGAGCUCACAGACCCCAGAAAGAGGGAUGCCAUGUUCUGACCUGUGAGGGCAGUGAGGCAGAGGGCUUCCCUGCAGAGAUCAAGGCGGGUUCAUGCACUCUCCACCACGGCCGCACACUGCACUACACCCGCGGCAACACCACCGAUAACCAGCGUCGUGCCUUCGUCACAGCGUACCGGCCAACAGAUAUGAUCACGUCCAUGAGAGAAAGGGGCUUCGAUCAUGGCAAAAGGGGGCUUGCUAAUUCUGGACUUCUAAAUUCUGGGCAAACCCACCAGGGAGACCAGGAGUAGUCAGCAUCCCUAUCAGACAGCGCCAUUCGUACAGGCUCAUGUACUGGAGUACAAGAAGUAUUAUUCAAGAAGGCUCCUUGGCAUCCACAAUGAUUAAUAAAUCAUUGUCAUCAGUCAUUGCAGUAUGUCAUUGUAAUAUAUCCUUGUUAUACAAAUGGGAGGGAGUGUGUGGUGCAGUCACACUGGUUGGGAAAAAAUGAAAUGGGAUUCAAAGCUUGGACAUGUUCUUUUAACUUCACAAAAUAUUUCCCUUGAUGGAAUUAUCAUGUGUCAAAUGUGAAAAAAACCAUUUGACUCAGGGAAUGUGACUAUUGUGUUCAUCGUAUAACAUAUUUUUAACAAAAACAUUGAUUUAGGUUUGUUGUUUUCAUUCUGCUAUCAUCCAUUGUAUCAUGUGACAUAUGUGAUGACUCACAGUUGGUUGAGUGUGUAGAAAGGAGUGCUACAGAAAAUGUCUGAUAACAAUGUAUUAACAAUGUCAGUAUAUGCCAUUGGUUCCAAAUGAAAUGUCUGGUGAUUGAAAAGUCAAUAACACCAUAAGAUCUGAAAACACUCCAUUUUUAUCUCCUAAAGAAGGCUUGCUAGCCAAAACCACGGUAGGUACAGGUCUCUGCUUCUUACCUUCUUAGUGACAGCACACAGACAGCACUAAUGCUGUGUGGCCAAUUUCCUGUAAUAUAUAUAUAUAUUUUUUACUGAUGUUUAACCUAUUUAUUUGUUCACUGUUAGUGAUGUAGACCAUGCACUGAUAUCUGCUUGUGACAAUAAUUGUCAGAUGUCAUACUUAUUGACUCAACAGUUUUAAUAUAAAGUCUCUGAAUGUCAAGAUUAUAGGGAUCUUAAUGGAAGAGUUAUUCUUGCCUAAACUAUUUGACUAGGGUUGCUUCUUGUUUUCAGCAUCCAAGGAAAAAUUGCAAACAUGUGUUUUAUGUUUUGUUACAUGUUGUUGUUUGUUUGUUGUUUAAUGCUGCACUUAGCAAUAUUCCAGCUAUAUGACAGCAGUCUGUAGAUAAUCGAGGCUGGACCAGACAAUCCAGUGAGUGAUGUCAUGAGCAUUGAUCCACGCAAUUGGGAUACGAUGACAUGCAUCAACCAAGAUCUUCACAGGUCGUGUUUCAUGUAGUCAGAUGCAAGGACUAAGAUGGUUAAUGCCCUGUAUUUGCACAAUUUGUGAACAGACACCUUCCCAUGGUGGAUCAUUGUCGAUACUGUGUGUCCACACAAAUCAGGCAAAUAAGCAGUGUUCGUGGAAAAUAGGUGGAUGGGUCGCCAUGUUCAGCGGCUUGACUCCCGAGAGUUUCAAGGGCUUCAGUUCUCCCCAACACUGAAGCACGUGUAACAUGUGGUGUAUUGACUUUGUUCAAACUAUGCCUCUAUUCACCCAGCAAUAAAUUAUGUGAUGGAAUAUGGUCUUGCCACUCAGUAAAACUGAUCCUCGGGGAGCAUUUUCUUUCUGCUUUUGAGAUACACUUCAAAAUAGAUAGGUAGCCCACAACAGCAGUCACCUGAGAACGAGUUCUUGUUUUCUUGCCGGACAGUUUUGGUAUCUGUGCAUGAAAAGUGAAACAGGAUAUUCAAAGAAAGGCUCUGUUGAUGUAAAGAGGGUUUUGUCAGCCAAAUGGUACGGGAAGGUAGCUUUGAUCAUUGUCAUUAGGCCUGAUCCUUUGAUAUUGUGUGUCUCUUGAUAUUUGAACCAUGUCCUCAGAUAAAAGAUAUUUGUGAAUAGUUAUUUGCGAAGUCGUACAUAUCCAGUUUGUAAUUCGGAUAUUAUUUGAAAACUUUACUUUUUUUGCUGAUAAUCUACAUUCCUCUCAACAACCAAAAUGCAUUGAUCAAAGCCAUCUACCUCCCUACUGUCUAGAUUGGGUGUGCAGGUAUUGAAUGUUCAUGUAUUGUUUUAUGAAUGUCUUGUUAUGCAUUUUUUUAUCUUCAUCUUCUAUGUAUAUUAUUUCACUUUUUUUUAAUUAUAUGGUGACUGCUGUCCUUUUACUUCAUGAUGCCAUAUUUUAUUACCCAGUGUACAUAGUUUUGCUGGUCUGAAUGGAAAAUCAACUCAAGGCAUAAAUAUAGUGGCUCUGUACAACCCAACAUUUCCAGGCACAUGCCAGGUGAGCCCUUGAGACUGAUUGCUUUAUACACUCAGAAAAUACUUGAUAGGUUUGUUUGUACUGUUCUAGACAGGGUAUCAUAAUGUAAUAAACAGUAUUUUUCUAUUGCCA